ACCCAAAGACAGUGAAGCUUACACCUCCAUGGCUGCUACUCUGGAUAGUCUACGGGCCUUACUCCAACAUACGCUGGAAGAGCUCAAGGACUUGGCCAAGCGGGGCUGCGCACUCUACGCAAUCAAAAACACAGUGCGAGCCGACUUGAAAUUAAGCAAGUGGACCAAUUAUGAGCCUAUAAUAAUGCGUACAAUCACCAACGGACGGGACAGGACCAAAAAAAGAGAGAUGCCUACAGAUCGAAAUCACCCCCAAUCAGCUCAUCGAGGACAGAUAAUACAACCUCCAAUUUCGUUGGAACCCCCCAUUUUCGAUCCCCAUUAUCAAAAGCGCCAGUGCGGAAAUAAUUCAGAAACGCCUUCAUGUAUGCCAGAACUAUCAUGA
Messenger RNA from Periconia digitata, 385 nucleotides. The record is from the annotation of a GenBank genome assembly. Lineage: Eukaryota; Fungi; Ascomycota; Dothideomycetes; Pleosporales; Periconiaceae.